Molecule: messenger RNA, 2929 nt
Organism: Chlorocebus sabaeus (green monkey)
Lineage: Eukaryota; Metazoa; Chordata; Mammalia; Primates; Cercopithecidae
Gene: WARS1
Product: tryptophanyl-tRNA synthetase 1
Biological process (GO): tryptophanyl-tRNA aminoacylation
Cellular component (GO): cytoplasm
Molecular function (GO): tryptophan-tRNA ligase activity; ATP binding
Source: RefSeq, a predicted model, not a curated record
GAGGCCAGCGGGGGGUGAGGGGUGGCUGAUGCAAUGCCCAGCUAAUGGCUCGAUUCUCAGGAGGGUUUCAUUGGUCUCAGCCUGGUCCCAGGCAGCCCACCUCUGAUUGGACAGUCUCAUCAAGAAGGUUGGUCAGGAGCUCAAGUGUUUCCGAGAAUCAGGGCGAUUUAUAAGAAAAGUUUAGCUGAAUGCAGGGUGGGGACUGGUAAACAAAAGAAAGAGAAAAGUCUCUUUUUUCAGAAGGGAAACUGAAAGAAAGAGGGGAAGAGUAUUAAAGACCAUUUCUGGCUGGGCUGGGCAUUCUCAGCUGCUCUACUGCCCAGCGUGACCAGUGGCCACCUCUGCAGAGUCUUCCACAACGUGGUGUUGACUGUCUGCUGAACGAAGCCUCUGACCUCAGGCUGGCCGUGAACGUAGUUCCUGAGAGAUGGCAAACAUGCCCAACAGCAAGCCCUGUGCCUCUCCGCUGGAGCUGUUCAACAGCAUCGCCACACAAGGGGAGCUCGUGAGGUCCCUCAAAGCGGGAAAUGCGUCAAAGGAUGAAAUUGAUUCUGCAGUAAAGAUGUUGCUGUCGUUAAAAAUGAGCUACAAAGCUGCCAUGGGGGAGGAUUACAAGGCUGACUGUCCUCCAGGGAACCCAGCACCUACCAGUAAUCAUGGCCCAGAUGCCGCAGAAGCUGAAGAGGAUUUUGUGGACCCAUGGACAGUACAGACGAGCAGUGCAAAAGGCAUAGACUAUGAUAAGCUCAUUGUUCGGUUUGGAAGCAGUAAAAUUGACAAAGAGCUAAUAAACCGAAUAGAGAGAGCCACCGGCCAAAGACCACACCGCUUCCUGCGCAGAGGCAUCUUCUUCUCACACAGAGACAUGAAUCAGGUUCUCGAUGCCUAUGAAAAUAAGAAGCCGUUUUAUCUGUACACGGGCCGGGGCCCCUCUUCUGAAGCCAUGCAUGUGGGUCACCUCAUUCCGUUUAUUUUCACAAAGUGGCUCCAGGAUGUGUUUAACGUGCCCUUGGUCAUCCAGAUGACGGAUGACGAGAAGUAUCUGUGGAAGGACCUGACCCUGGAUCAGGCCUAUGGCUAUGCUGUGGAGAAUGCCAAGGACAUCAUUGCCUGUGGCUUUGACAUCAACAAGACUUUCAUAUUCUCUGACCUGGACUACAUGGGGAUGAGCUCAGGUUUCUACAAAAAUGUGGUGAAGAUUCAAAAGCAUGUUACCUUCAACCAAGUGAAAGGCAUUUUCGGCUUCACUGACAGCGACAGCAUCGGGAAGAUCAGUUUUCCUGCCAUCCAGGCUGCUCCCUCCUUCAGCAACUCAUUCCCACAGAUCUUCCAAGACAGGACAGAUAUCCAGUGCCUUAUCCCAUGUGCCAUUGACCAGGAUCCUUACUUUAGAAUGACGAGGGACGUCGCCCCCAGGAUCGGCUAUCCUAAACCAGCCCUGCUGCACUCCACCUUCUUCCCUGCCCUGCAGGGCGCUCAGACCAAAAUGAGUGCCAGCGACCCCAACUCCUCCAUCUUCCUCACUGACACGGCAAAGCAGAUCAAAACCAAGGUCAAUAAGCAUGCAUUUUCUGGAGGGAGAGACACCAUCGAGGAGCACAGGCAGUUUGGGGGCAACUGUGAUGUGGAUGUGUCUUUCAUGUACCUGACCUUCUUCCUCGAGGACGACGACAAGCUCGAGCAGAUCAGGAAGGAUUACACCAGCGGAGCCAUGCUCACCGGUGAGCUCAAGAAGGUACUCAUAGAGGUUCUCCAGCCCUUGAUCGCAGAGCACCAGGCCCGGCGCAAGGAGGUCACGGACGAGAUAGCAAAAGAGUUCAUGACUCCCCGGGAGCUGUCCUUCGACUUUCAGUAGCACUCGUUUUACAUAUGCUUAUAAAAGAAGUGAUGUAUCAAUAAUCCCAGCCCAGUCAAAGCACUGCCACCCGUAGGCUUCUGUCUCAUGAUUAUCAUUGGGCCUGGUCUCUGUAAGCCUGUGUAUGUUAUCAGUACUGUUUCUUCCUGUGAGUUCCAUUAUUUCUGUCUCUUAUGGGCAAAGCAUUGUGGGUGAUCGGUGCUGGCUAACAUUGCAUGGUCAGAUAGAGAAGUCCAGCUGUGAGUCUCUCCCCAGAGCAGCCCCCAAAGAGUGGAGCCUUUGGCUGGAAGUCCAUGGACCACCCUGUUCUGGUCCGUGGAGGACUCCGAGGGUUCCAAGUAUACUCUUAAGACCCACUCUGUUUAAAAAUAUAUAUUCUAUGUGUGCAUAUAUGGAAUUGAAAUGUCAUUAUUGUAACCUAGAAAGUGCUUUCAAACAUCGAUGUGGGGAGGUUUAUUGAGCACAAGUUGUAUUUCAGCCCACACCCCCUCCCAAAAGAAAUUGGUAAGUAAAAGCUUUGCUCUACAUUUGACUAAGAAAUCACCCAGCUUUCAAGCUGCUUUUAACAAUGAAGAUUGAACAGAGUUAAGCAAUUUUGAUUAAUUGAGACUUAGGGGUGAAACUGUUCAGUUUACUGAACUCCAGACCAUGCAUGUAUUCCACUCCAGAAAUCAGCUCGCUUCCCUUGGCGUACCAGUAUUCUCCCGCCAGAUGACCCUAGACCCUCUGUCCUGCAGAAUCAGGGUGGCUUUUCCCCGACUGUGUCCGAUGCCAAGGAGUCCUGGCCUUUGCAGAUGCUUCAUGUUGAUCCUUGGCUGCAGUGGAAGUCAGCACAGAGCAGUGCCCUGGCUGUGUCCCUGGACGGGUGGACUUAGCUAGGGAGAAAGUCGAGGCAGCAGCCCUCGAGGCCCUCACAGGUGUCUAGGCAGGCCUCAUUUCAUCACGCACCAUGAGCAGGUCUGGAAGAGCAAAGCCCAAUCUCAGGGAAGCCCGUGGUUGAUGUGUCUGGGUCUGCUCUGGAGCACUCUGCCCUCCUGUCGCCCAGUAGAGUAAAUAAACUUCCUUGGCUCCCGC